Sphenostylis stenocarpa is the source of this 510-nucleotide messenger RNA. The record is from the annotation of a GenBank genome assembly. Lineage: Eukaryota; Viridiplantae; Streptophyta; Magnoliopsida; Fabales; Fabaceae.
AUGGAGGGAGACAAAUGCCCCCUCCACCAAUGUUUGUUGUUCCCUGGGAAGAAACUUGUCCCUGAGAAACCAGCUGUGACCGCCCAGGUCCUUGAACAUAGGCUUGACCCAUUCCUGCACCAACCAUCUGUUGCUGCUGUGGUUGCAGUUGCUGUAAUUGUGGAAGCUGCUGCUGCUGCUGUAGUUGUGGAAGUUGUUGUUGAAGCUGAGGUAGCUGCUGCUGUUGCUGGAUUUGUGGAAGCUGUUGCUGUUGCAACUGAGAGAGCUGCUGCUGUUGGACCUGAGGAAGCUGUUGCUGCUGCUGUAGCUGAGGAAGUUGUUGCUGCUGUUGUUGCAACUGAGGAAGUUGCUGCUGCUGCUGCUGUUGCAGCUGAGGGAGUUGUUGCUGUUGCUGCAUGUGAGGAAGUUGCUGCUGCUGUUGUAACUGUGGAAGAUGCUGCUUUUGUGAUUGCAUCUGCUGGUGCUGUUGCUGCAUUUGUUGCUGUUGCUGACUGGACAAUUGUGGCUUAA